Messenger RNA from Cynocephalus volans (Philippine flying lemur), 1399 nucleotides. RefSeq names its product programmed cell death 1 ligand 2-like. Gene Ontology annotation, cellular component: external side of plasma membrane. Gene Ontology annotation, biological process: negative regulation of T cell proliferation; cell surface receptor signaling pathway; positive regulation of T cell proliferation. NCBI's taxonomy places the organism in Eukaryota, Metazoa, Chordata, Mammalia, Dermoptera, Cynocephalidae. The record is from RefSeq and is a predicted model, not a curated record. The transcript is spliced from 6 exons. Bases 4 to 825 code for a protein of 273 amino acids.
AACAUGUUCCUCCUGCUGCUAAUGUUGAGCCUGGAAUUGCAGCUUCAUCAGACAGCAGCUUUGUUCAGAGUGACAGUCCCUAAGGAACUGUACACAGUGGACUACGGAAGCAACGUGACUCUGGAGUGUGAUUUUGACACUGGAGGUCGUGUGGAACUCGAAGCACCAAGAGCCAGUUUGCAAAAGGUGGCAAACGAUACAUCCUCACACAGUGAAAGGGCCACUUUGCUGGAAGAGCACCUGCCUCUGGGGAAGGCCUUGUUCCACAUCCCCCAAGUCCAAGUGAGAGACGCAGGGCAGUACCGCUGCCUGAUCAUCUAUGGACUCGCCUGGGACUACAAGUACCUGACUCUGAAAGUCAAAGCUUCCUACAAGAAAAUAAACACUUACGUACUAAAGGUCCCAGGGACAGACGAGGUAGAGCUCACCUGCCAGGCUGAUGGUUAUCCCCUGGCAGAAGUGUCCUGGCCAAAUGUCAGUGUUCCUGCCAACACCAGCCACACAAGGACCCCUGAAGGCCUCUUCCAGCUCACCAGUGUUCUGCGCCUAAAGCCACACCCUGGCAGAAACUUCAGCUGUGUGUUCUGGAAUGCUAACGUGAAGGAACUUACUUCAGCCACCAUUGACCCUAAAAGUCAGAAGGAGCCUGAGGUCCCUACGACUUCGCUGCUUCACGUUUUCAUCCCUUCCUGCAUCAUUGCCUUAAUUUUCAUAGUCGCAGUGACAGUCCUAAGAAAAUGGCACUGCCGAAAGCUGUGUUCUAGAAAAGACACAACAAAAAGAUCUGUUACAACAGUAAAGACAGAAGUGAACAUAGCUGUAUGAACCUGUUUCGGGAGCUGGGCGACCUGACAGGAUAGCCUCAGGAGGCUUCUGGACUCUGAACAAGGACCCUCUGGCCUGCAGAGCUUGCCAUGUGCACUUUUCAAAUGCCUUUGGAUGACCCAGCACUUUAAUCUGAAGACUGAAACAAGACUAGGCAGCACCUGACCAUGGUGUACUUACAGGAUAUCAAGCGGCCCACCCCAUCACUGAUCCAAGCUGUCACCUCUUCAGCCUGUGGCCCUUAGCACUACUGCACUUUAGAAAAUGACCCCCACUGGAUCCUGGACCCCAGGGAGUGUCCUGAAGCUCCUUCUUGCUGCCAGACUGAAAGCAAAGAAAAUUAUUUCCCCCUAACUUUCCAAAGUGAUUUCCAGAAGCAGAGAUGUGUGGAAAUUUCUAGUUACACAAAUUGACAGAUUGCCAAUAGUUAUUUUUAUCUAUAAUUUCCUCUGGAUACCAGAAGAGCCUAUUGAGACUUUGAGCUUGCAGCCAGGGCUUUGUACAAAUUCAAGCCAUAACUGACAUGUUUUAUGGCUUACUGAAAUCUUUUAAGCAUCUGAAGUUCUAAUUAACA